AUGAUUACUAAAAUAUAUCUUGAACUAAGUAGUCUUGCAACAUGGUGUGCUGAAUCCUGUCUAAAUUUUAACAUUGACAAAUGCGGCUGGAUUUGUAUCGGGAACAGUAACCUUGAUCUAACUCUUGAAAUAAAUGGGCGAAAACUAGCUAAGCUCAACUCAGUCGUAGACCUCGGUAUUAGAUACUCUAGUAACCUAACGUUCGCAGAACAGACUGAUUAUGCCAGACGUAAAACCCGAAGGUUGCUAGGAUGCAUAACACGCAAUUUCUUUUGUUGUGAAACUACGGUUUUAUUAUACAAAGUAUGUGUCCGACCUAUCUUAGAAUACUGCCCAUUUAUUCUUAGCGGACUCAGACAAAAUGACAAGCUUAAAUUAGAGGGAGUGCAACAGCAGUUUACCUCAAGAACUCUUGGUUUAGAAAGUGGUCUGGAAUACCAUGAGCGAUGCGAAAGACUAAGACUAGAACCCUUCUGGAAAAGACGCCUUAAGCUAAACCUUAUCUUUUACUAUAAGCUAACUAAUCUUCUCUUGCAUUCCUUCGAACCAAUAACUAAAUCUACCACUAUCAUCAGUUACAAUCUUAGAAAUCAUCACAACCUAGCUGCUAUUGAGCACUGUCAGACCUACGUGCGGUACAACUUCUUCUUAAAUAAGUUUCCAGUCAUUUGGAAUAGACUACCAGCUAAUGUGCGCGAUGCAAACACACUUCCAGUGUUCAUCUCCUCAGUCACCAGACUGCUCAAAGAUGACAAUGCACUUCUACGUCUGACUCUUACACCCUCUUUUUCACCCUACACGGAUAUUUUAAGUCCUUUAAAC
Trichobilharzia regenti is the source of this 822-nucleotide messenger RNA. The record is from the annotation of a GenBank genome assembly. NCBI's taxonomy places the organism in Eukaryota, Metazoa, Platyhelminthes, Trematoda, Strigeidida, Schistosomatidae.